ACAACAGUUAGCGGAAAUAAAGGCUUGCCAAACGGUUGUUGUAGGUGUGUUCAGUUUUAAGACUUCUAAAAUUUGUUUUAUUUUCUCUAUUUCCAUUGAAUUAUUUUUCUUCCUUCAAUACACUGAAAUAUAAGUGCAAUCGUUUUAUUAUGAUAAUCAUUAAAAGCCACACCUGCUGAUAACCACAGUACUGGAACCAAAAGAAAUCUCAGAUGUAAACAAGAACAAGUGUUAAAUAUCCAAAAUGUGGAAAAGUGUUAUAUUACCCUCGAUUUUAACCGUAAGUUUGUUCAUUUUCGGUGUCAUAGGUCAAUAUGAAUGGCAGGCAAGAGACGCUUUCGAUGAAAUCACACGACAAAUGGAGAAGGUUACCAAAUACAACUGUGAAAUAAGGCAUACGGGAGAGCUAUACUUAUCCAAUGACACUGUCUCACAUUUACCGGAUAUCAAAGAUGUAAACAUAAAUCCCGUCUACCCAAAUAGGACUCAGCUACUGCAUUUACAUAAUAUGGCCUUAAGUCGAGCAUUUUUUUGGAGUUACAUACUUCAGAGCAGAUUCAUUCGCCCAGCCAUAAAUGACACCUAUGAUCCUGGGAUGAUGUAUUAUUUCUUAUCUACAGUAGCAGAUGUUUCUACAAAUAUGCAUGUAAAUGCUUCUGCUAUCUACUUUGCCCCAAAUAGUUCAUAUUCUCCUUCAUAUCGUGGAUUCUUCAACAAAACAUUCCCAAGAUUUGCCCCAAGAACAUAUCGACUAGAUGAUUUCAAUGACCCUAUACAUCUUGAAAGGAUAUCUACUCUGAAUACUUUCACAGUACAUGACUUAGGAGCUGUCCCUCUAGAUACUAGCAAUGACUAUGCUUCUGAAUAUUACAGAAUAAAUGAAUGGUACAAGAAGUGGCUGCCAGAUAAUGUUGAUAGAAGACAUGAUACAAAAACAACAUACCAAGUUGAGAUUAGAUAUGCAAAUAAUACAAAUGAAACAUUCACAUUCCAUGGUCCUCCUGGAGCUGAUGAAAAUCCAGGUCCUGUAAAAUGGACAAGACCUUACUUUGAUUGUGGAAGAUCGAAUAGGUGGAUGGUAGCUGCUGUUGUUCCAAUAGCAGAUAUUUAUCCAAGGCAUACAAGCUUCAGACAUAUUGAAUAUCCAACUUAUACGGCAGCUUCCGUUGUUGAAAUGGAUUUUGAGAGGAUAGAUAUUAACCAGUGUCCAAAAAGUAUGGGUAAUAAUGGAGAUAACAUUUUUGCAGACACUGCUAGGUGUAAAAAAGAAACAACAGAGUGUGAACCGAUGCAUGGGUGGGGAUUUAGAAGGGGUGGUUAUCAAUGCCGUUGUAAACCAGGUUACCGUUUACCAUUUUUAAUGAGAAGACCAUAUUUGGGAGAAAUGAUUGAGAGGUCUACUGAAGAACAAUACUACAAUGGUUUUGAUUGUAUGAAGAUAGGAUGGGUUCAAAAAAUGCCUGUUCAAUGGGAGAAGGCUCCAGCGUACAUUAGAAACCACUAUUUGGACCAACAUAGGGAAUAUCUUAAUUCGACUGUAGGUCCGGAUAGUCUCAAACAAUCUCGAGUCAACAUUCACAGGGUACUAGACUUCAUUCACGGGAUGAACAAAGAAAAAUGCAAAAGAUAUAAACCAGAAGAUUUAAUUUUGCACGCUGGGGUCAUGCAUGGCGCUGAGGAGUACUUCCAAAAUGAGGCAAAAAUGGCGUUGAGAUUAGCGAAUUUCAUCAGCGCCUUCUUGCAAGUUUCCGAUCCACACGAAGUAUUUUCUGGAAAAAGAGUGGCAGAUAAGCCACUAACAGAAGAUCAAAUGAUCGGGGAGACUUUGGCAAUCGUAAUGGGCGACAGUAGGAUAUGGUCGGCUGGGACCUAUUGGGACAGAAACAAAUUCACUAACAGAACACUCUUUGCACCGUAUGCCUACAAAACGGAGUUGAACACAAGGAAAUUCAAAGUGGAAGAUCUGGCAAGGCUGAAUAAUACAGAUGAGGUUUAUGUGAAUAAGCCCUGGUUUAGAUUCUUAAAACAAAGAUGGGCGACUAACUUCGACAAUUUGGAAAGAUUCAACAUGAAAAUACGUAUACGUUUCAAUGAAACUGGGGAAUCUACCGUUAAAUAUGAACAUUAUCCGAACUCUUAUCAGGGGGCUAAACUCAGCGAUGGCUUUUGGACUGCACCGUAUUAUGAUUGUUACGGUAAAGUGCCAAUGUGGAAAAUAAAAUAUGUGGCGCCUUUCUUUGGUUGGAAUAGUCUGAAAGCUGGGCUUGAAUUCAAGGGCGUUGUAACUGUUACAAUGGAUAUGAUGAAGUUGGAUAUCAAUCAGUGUGCUGAUAAGUAUUGGGUUCCAAAUGUUUUCAAGGGUUCUGACAAGUGUGACCAAAAAUCUUCAUAUUGUGUCCCCAUCCUUGGCAGAGGUUUCGAAGCAGGAGGUUACAAAUGUGAGUGCAAACAAGGUUAUGAGUACCCAUUCGAAGACCUCAUUACUUAUUAUGAUGGUCAGUUGGUAGAAGCUGAGUUUAGCAACUUGGUGGAUAACAACGAGACCAGAUUUGACAUGUUCAAAUGCCGUUUAGCUGGUGCGGGAGGGUUACAAUCCAAUAUUAUCGUAGUUUCGCUAUUUGUUUUUCUCCUUUUAUGCCUGGGAAGGUUUUGGUGAUGAACGAGUUAGCACAAAUCAAAACUGCCUUGAACUAUCUUAUGAUGAAUGUUUAUUGAUAAUCUUUUUGAGAAAUCAAAUUGAUAUUCAACGGUUACAAAACUUAUCGUAAAUGCGAUAUCUGGCACAUUAUACUCAAAGUUCUCAAUCCAUGGAUCGAAUAAGCAUUCACCUAAUGCCUUUACGUGAGACAUAUCAGGAUUAUCCAGGAGUUAUAUAGGACGAUCUGUAAUACUCUACGUAAUUCUAUUUUGGCUGCAAUAUUGUACCUAAGUAUGGUACUUACUCUCUGAUUUUCCGUCCAUUUUUAAUGAGAAAUGAUCUUGAACUUUUUCGUACUGAAUUUCAAUUAUAGUUAUAUAAUAGCUCUUUUAUAAAUGAUGUUUUGUUAUAAAUAAGUUGAUAUUUUGAAAACUGACCACUCAGUUUUAGACAUGAUAUACAAUCUGUACCUUGAAGUUAUGUUUAUUUAAUGGUUCAGUAACGUUUGCCUUGAAAAGCUCUCAUAAUGGGAACAUAUUUUUUUAAAUUCUAAUUGUGCCUUUCAUUGCCCAAACCAUUUAACAAUCCUUGGAAAUGUGCAUUUUCUCAUAUCCAAGGGUAUGUAUCUGUAUCGAAUAUACAGAAUUUCCAAAGAAAAUUUGGAUUGUGUUUUUAAGAAAAGUUUUUCAGUUUGUUUUCGUCAUAGAUACUCUAUGUCAUAGAGUCUCCAUGUCUAUGGUUUUCAUUCAUAUUUAUGGUUUUGUCACAGAACUGAUCACUAAGUUGUUCUGUGAGUGUAAAACUUCUGUGGACAGUAAACUCAGUAGUUGUUCUAUGACUAAACCACAGAUCCACAAAACCAUUGAUGUAUUCACAAAAUAUGAAAAUUCACUUUGAAAAUUGAAUAUGUAUUUCGAUAUCACUUGGAUUCAACAGCUAAUACAAUUCGGAGGAUUGUAAAAUGAUUGACUCAACCAAAAGGCACAAAUGGAAUUUAAAAAAAAAUACAUUUUCAUGGUGAGUUUUUUCGAGUAAUUACAACUUACGAGGUUCGCAAACGUUUCUGAACACUUCCAUUGAUUUGUACAGUUUUUUUUAUUGCUAUUUAAGAAAAUGCAAUUUUUCAAUGUGUACAGUAAUCUUUUCAGUGAUUUGACUAGAAAUACGAAUUCAAGAAUUUUUAUGCUGACAUGUUCAAUUCUAGGGAUCCUAUGUUUUAAGGGGUACAAAGUUUUUAAUACUAUCAUCCAACUUCCGUCCUUUAAAAUUUAUUUUUAUAAUUGUUUUUUCAAACGCUCCUUCUAUUUGGACUUGAAAAUUUUUAUCAAUGAUUUUUUUAUCUUAUUUUAUAAGUAGAAAGUACCUUUUAAGAAAUAAUUGUUGUGAAUGUCUAUUUUAUUGUAUAUUGUACUAAUUUGAUAGGAAUUUAUUAAACAAUUCAAAUACCAAAAA
Molecule: messenger RNA, 4090 nt
Organism: Coccinella septempunctata (seven-spotted ladybird)
Lineage: Eukaryota; Metazoa; Arthropoda; Insecta; Coleoptera; Coccinellidae
Exons: 8
Coding region: 245-2656 (803 amino acids)
Source: RefSeq, a predicted model, not a curated record